Messenger RNA from Microthlaspi erraticum, 369 nucleotides. Lineage: Eukaryota; Viridiplantae; Streptophyta; Magnoliopsida; Brassicales; Brassicaceae. The record is from the annotation of a GenBank genome assembly.
AUGAGUGUAAAGGAAUUACAAUCGCUCGAGAGACAGCUUGAGGGAGCUCUUUCCGCGACCCGACAACGCAAGGAGAGACACCUUGGAGAUAUAAACAAGAAGCUAAAGCUUGAGACGAAAGAAGAUCAUGGUUUCAAAGGCUUUCAACAUCUGCUGCUAAGUUCGUCUGCUCCGGCUGGUCUUACUGAUUUUGCCUUGCAGUCCUCUCACCAUAAUUCUAUGGAUUGCGACGUUGGACAUUUCUUACAGAUCGGGUUGCAACAGCAAUAUGAACAAGGAGACGGAUCUUCGGUAUUAAAGAGCAAUGUGGGAUGUGACAGUGAAACCAACUUUGUCGAAGGAGGAGUUCUUCAACUUGGUAUUGACUAA